This is a messenger RNA of Mytilus trossulus (common blue mussel), 1665 nucleotides long. Its product is annotated as craniofacial development protein 2-like. Gene Ontology annotation, cellular component: nucleus. The transcript has a single exon. Gene Ontology annotation, biological process: chromatin remodeling. The record is from RefSeq and is a predicted model, not a curated record. NCBI's taxonomy places the organism in Eukaryota, Metazoa, Mollusca, Bivalvia, Mytilida, Mytilidae. The coding region runs from base 1 to 1665 and encodes 554 amino acids.
AUGAUUGCCAGUGGUGAAAGCCGCAAGGUGGCUGCUGGCAGGAAUGAAGUGCUGAGCGCUAAAGCAAAAACCAGAAUAGGAUUCUGGAACGUACGUACUAUGUAUGAAACUGGGAAACUUGCACAGGUCACAUCAGAAAUGAGGCGAUAUAAUUUGCACAUUUUGGGAGUUAGCGAGAGUAGAUGGACAGGUUCUGGUAAGAUAAAGACAGAUUCUGGAGAAACAGUUCUGUACUCAGGGAGAGAUGACAACUAUCAUUUUGAAGGAGUAGCCAUCAUCCUCAAGAAAGACACUGAGAAGAGACUUAUGGAAUGGAAACCUGUCAAAAGUAGAUUGAUAACAGCAAAAUUUAAAGGAGUGCACACCAACAUGACCCUUAUACAAUGCUAUGCACCAACAAAUGACAGUGAUGAAGCUAUGAAAGACACCUUUUACGAACAACUACAAGCUGAAGUGAGAUUGGUACCACGUCAUGAUCUAUUGGUGGUGAUGAGUGAUUUGAAUGCCAAAGUGGGAAACAACAACACUGAUAUGGACAGAAUAAUAGGUAAACAUGGAUGUGGUACUAUAAAUGAUAAUGGAGAAAGACUAGUAGAAUUAUGUGCAGCUUACAACCUGGUUGUAGGAGGAACACUCUUUUCACAUCAAGAUAUACAUAAAUUAACAUGGUGUUCUCCAAAUGGAAGGGAUAAGAACCAGAUAGACCACCUUAUGAUAAAUGGUACUUGGAGGCGUUCAUUACUCGAUGUUAAAGUCAAGAGGGGAGCAGAUGUUGGUAGUGACCAUCACCUUGUUACUGCAAAUAUUAAGAUGAAAUUGAGAAGUACAGGACGUAAAACACUUGUCCCCACAAGAUAUGAUAUUGAAAAAUUACAAGAUCACAAAGUAAAAAAUGCAUUCAUCCUCCAAUUGAAGAAUAAGUUUCAAGCUCUUACAGAUAAUCCUGACAUGAUCCCAACAGAAACAACAGAAGUCAACUCAAAAUGGGAUCAAAUAAGAACAAUUUACGAAACAACUAGCAAAGAAUGUUUGGGUUUUAAACAGGGUAAAAAGAUGAAGAAAUGGAUAACACCAGGUACAUGGAAGGUCAUUGAAGAAAGACGUCACAUGAAUAAGAAGAUUCUAGACACCAAAUCUGAACGGUUACAAGAAAGACACAAAGCAAACUACAGAGUACUAGACAAAAAUGUAAAGCGAAUGGCUAGAGCAGACAAAAGAGCUUACAUGGAAGACCUUGCUAAACAAGCAGAAGAAGCAGCAGAAAAGGGCGAACAGGGAAAAAUCUACAAGAUCACAAGAGAAAUCUGUGGCAAAUUUCGUAACACUAAUGAUGUCCAUAUAAAAGACAAAAAUGGAAGGCUAUUAACAACAGAAGACGAGCAAAAAGCCAGAUGGGCAGAACACUUUAAGGAAGUACUUAACAGGCCACUGCCAGAUGACGAAGCGAUAGUAAUUGAGGCAGUUCAAGACUUGGAAAUUAAUAUCAACCUUCCAAACAAACAGGAAAUAAUUAAAGUAAUAAAAUCUUUAAAAAAUGGAAAAUCACCAGGUCAUGACAACUUGAAUGCAGAACUUUUCAAAGUUGACCCAGAACUCGCAGCUGAAAUUCUCCAAUCAUUAUUUACAUCAAUAUGGGAAGGAAAAAAAAAAAUAAAAAAAAAAUAA